Osmerus eperlanus (European smelt) is the source of this 3453-nucleotide messenger RNA. RefSeq names its product transmembrane 9 superfamily member 3 (gene tm9sf3). The coding region runs from base 102 to 1865 and encodes 587 amino acids. Gene Ontology annotation, cellular component: membrane. The transcript is spliced from 15 exons. The record is from RefSeq and is a predicted model, not a curated record. Gene Ontology annotation, biological process: protein localization to membrane. NCBI's taxonomy places the organism in Eukaryota, Metazoa, Chordata, Actinopteri, Osmeriformes, Osmeridae.
UGCAAGCAUCCUAAAAAACUGCCACUGUCAUACAACCAGGAAGAAGGUGGGAUAGCCCUAACAAAGCUAACAUCCCAAAUCCGUGUAAACUUUCCCAGAAAAUGAUGGGGUCUUCCAGAUGGAAGAUUGCAGUGAUGGUCUUUGUCUCUAUUGCGGGGCUAUUAAUGCCGGUCGAAUCUGAUGAACACGAACACACGUACAUAGAUAAAGAAGAGGUGGUUCUAUGGAUGAAUACAGUGGGGCCUUACCAUAACAGACAAGAGACAUACAAGUAUUUCUCCCUACCCUUCUGUGUGGGCACUAAAAAAACCAUUAGCCAUUACCAUGAAACACUCGGAGAGGCGCUGCAGGGAGUGGAGUUGGAAUUCAGUGGGUUAGACAUCAAAUUCAAAGAUGAAGUCAUGCAAACCACAUACUGUGAAAUUGAGCUGGACAGAGAGAAACGGGAUGCUUUUGUGUAUGCUAUCAAGAACCAUUACUGGUACCAAAUGUACAUUGAUGACCUACCUAUUUGGGGAAUUGUCGGAGAGGCAGAUGAAAAUGGAGAAGACCAUUACUUGUGGACUUACAAGAAACUGGAGAUUGGCUUCAAUGGAAAUAGAAUUGUUGAUGUCAACUUGACCAGUGAGGGCAAAGUCAAGCUUGUUCCAAACACAAGAAUUGCUAUGUCUUAUUCUGUGAAGUGGAAGAAGUCAGACGUGAAGUUUGAGGACCGGUUUGACAAAUACCUUGAUCCAUCCUUUUUCCAGCACAGAAUUCACUGGUUUUCCAUCUUCAACUCCUUCAUGAUGGUGAUUUUCUUGGUGGGCCUGGUAUCCAUGAUCCUGAUGAGAACGCUCAGGAAAGACUAUGCCAGAUACAGCAAGGAGGAGGAGAUGGAUGACAUGGACCGGGACUUAGGAGAUGAGUAUGGGUGGAAGCAGGUCCAUGGAGAUGUGUUCAGACCCUCCAGCCACCCCAUGAUCUUCUCCUCCCUCAUUGGCUCCGGCUGCCAGAUCUUCUCCGUCUCCUUCAUCGUCAUCCUCGUGGCCAUGAUUGAGGAUCUGUACACAGAGAGAGGAUCCAUGCUGAGCACAGCCAUAUUUGUCUAUGCCGCCACCUCUCCAGUGAAUGGAUACUUUGGUGGAAGUUUGUAUGCAAAACAAGGAGGCAGGCGAUGGAUUAAACAGAUGUUUAUUGGAGCCUUCCUGAUCCCAGCCAUGGUGUGUGGGACAGCCUUCUUCAUCAACUUCAUUGCCAUCUACUACCAUGCCUCCCGAGCCAUCCCCUUUGGUACUAUGAUUGCUGUUUGCUGCAUCUGCUUCUUUGUAAUUCUGCCACUAAACCUUGUGGGAACCAUUCUGGGAAGAAAUUUGUCGGGCCAGCCUAACUUUCCCUGUCGAGUUAAUGCUGUGCCCAGACCGAUCCCAGAGAAGAAAUGGUUCAUGGAGCCGGCUGUCAUUGUCUGCCUUGGAGGAAUCCUCCCAUUCGGUUCCAUUUUCAUUGAAAUGUACUUCAUCUUCACCUCAUUCUGGGCCUACAAGAUUUACUAUGUGUACGGGUUCAUGAUGCUGGUCCUGGUGAUCCUGUGCAUCGUGACUGUGUGUGUAACCAUUGUCUGCACAUACUUUCUCCUCAAUGCUGAAGACUACAGGUGGCAAUGGACAAGUUUCCUCUCUGCUGCAUCCACUGCUGUUUAUGUUUACAUGUACUCCUUUUACUACUACUUCUUCAAAACUAAGAUGUAUGGUCUGUUCCAGACAUCCUUCUACUUUGGCUACAUGGCUGUGUUCAGCACUUCCCUGGGAAUCAUGUGUGGGGCUGUUGGGUAUAUGGGAACAAGUGCCUUUGUGAGGAAGAUCUACACAAAUGUGAAAAUUGACUAAGAAGCAAGUUACCACAGAGAUCCAUGGAUCAGCCUAAGAGCUUUUCCCAACUGAAGCCGAGGGCACAAGUAAUUUUUUUGUUUGCAGGAAGAGAUUGUGCUAUCUCACUUUGUAAAAAUGUAGUUUUCCAUUUUCUGAAUGAAUUUCAAUGUUGCAAAAUGAAAUCCACCUUGAUAAACAAGAGUACAUUUGCAGACAAUACAUUAACUUUGGUUCUGUUUUUAUCAACUUCUUUCAAACAAUAUUGUGGAGAAAAUGUAACAUGGCUUCUUAAAUCUUUCAAACUCAGUCCCACCCAACACCGAGAACACAGAUCUUUAUUGAUGGUAUAGUCUAGCUCUCUUCAGUGAAGAGGCCGAAGUGUAUAGAAAGCCUUUGUUCUAUUGUAUUAGAAUAUUGGAAAGGUGGGUUUGUGUCCACGCUCUGAUUUGAUUCUAUUUUGUAUUACGGAGUCACUCAGAGUUCCGUGUUGUUCAUGUAUGUUGGUCUCCACAUACAGCUACACCUAUUCAUAAAAUGUUCAUCCAUGGUAAAUCUGGAUGUUACCUGCAGAGUAGACACUAUUUCCAUAUACUGACAAUUAUAUCUUAGUUCCCAAAUACAGUAGUGGACAUCCAUCCCACCUAAGGACAAAUAUUUUAGCUCUGUUGUAGUUAACUGUACAAAUAAAAAGAAGUAAACCAGUAAAAACAGGAUCAAUGCUUUUGAGGUACAGUUUAAAUGACAGAUUGUUUUAAAUGGAUGUUUGAUGUGAUCCAAUCCCUGUUUAGUCUUAUGUUUUCUUAAUGUUUGGGUUUGAAUGAAGUCUACUUGUAAAGAUAAUAUAUGGAUAGGGGGAAAUGUGUAUAUAACCUUAAUAAUGUACCUUUUAGAUGUAGAUCCCAAAUGUAUUUUGGUUGUACAGAUUUACUACAGGGUGUUUUUUUUAAUGAAUCAUUCAGUUAUAAACAAAAAAGAUUUUGGUUUGGUGCGUUGGGGAUGGGGCGGGUGGCACUCUUUCAUCUUGCCUGAACUUGCAUGAACCUCUCAUUAAAUUGUAUUUUCUUUGCCAGUUAUAGUUUAGUUUUUUUUUUUAUUCCCCUGGUGCGUGCAUCUCUUGUGCUCUAGCAGGUUCAGAAAUUAAAGGCAAGUUUUGUUGACUUUGCUCUGCUUGCAGAAGAGGUGUAUUGACACUUCUGUCAUUUUGGUUAUGUAUUUUAUUUAAAGCUUUAAAAGGCUUUCCAUUUUUGGUCAGCUGUUUUCUCAUCUUUUGUUACCAUAAACUGAAACAUUAUUGUGAAUGUCAGAUGGAAUGAGGCAGUUGCUGAAUUUCUGCAAACAUACUGUACAAAAUUAAAUUUAUGUACACUUAACUAGAUGUUUUCAUAGCUACAUACAGUGCUGCAGAGUGUUAAAAGCUUUUUUCCAUUUUGUUGUGUAAAUACAGUAUGUUCCUUGUAUGAGAAGUGGCAAUGCCUUUUUUUCUAAUUUCAAUUUUUCCCCUCACUGAAGUUGAUUUUGGCACCUCCCAUGUACCGUAUGUCUGGCAUUUUGAACCUGCAUAUUAACUUGCUGUAAAAAAUAAACAAAAUAAACUUGUUUAUGUACA